Messenger RNA from Sander lucioperca (pikeperch), 668 nucleotides. It is a transcript of the gene rpa3, whose product is annotated as replication protein A3. Gene Ontology annotation, molecular function: single-stranded DNA binding; damaged DNA binding. Gene Ontology annotation, biological process: mismatch repair; nucleotide-excision repair; base-excision repair. Bases 158 to 526 code for a protein of 122 amino acids. The record is from RefSeq and is a predicted model, not a curated record. Gene Ontology annotation, cellular component: site of double-strand break; DNA replication factor A complex; nucleus. Lineage: Eukaryota; Metazoa; Chordata; Actinopteri; Perciformes; Percidae. The transcript is spliced from 4 exons.
GCUUGCCGUUAUUACAAACCCCGUGUGUUUUCAACGGAAAUGUUGAUACCCCGCCCGUGUAGGCUUGCGUGUGAUUAAAAAAUAUCGAACUAAACGUUUCCCGCGCGAUAUUGCUUUGUCUGGAGUUUAAUAACGCCAUAACAGCAAAAACCGUAAAAUGGAAGGUAUACUUGAUGUCCCGAAACCCAGAAUAACCUGCGGUAUGUUGUCGCAGUACAUAGGCAGACCGGUCUGCUUUGUUGGGCGUGUUGAAAAGGUUCACCCAACAGGAAAAACGUUCACUGUGUCGGAUGGAGAAGGAAAGAUUGCAACAGUUGAACUUGUGUGUGUUCUGGACGAGGAGCUGAGUGGUGUUGUGGAGGUCGUCGGCAUGGUGUCCAACAAAGGAGCAAUAAUGGCCAGCACGUACAACGUGCUGCGAGAGGACAAGGGCAUUCCUUUUGAUCUAGAGCUGUAUGCUGAAGCCCUGAAAGUCAUCCAUGAGUUCCCCCAGCACUACCCUUUUGAAGUGGCUGCAAGUGGAUGAGGGUCGCCAUGGCAACAAGUUCACUGGCCAUUGUUUGUUUCAUGUGGCCCGUUUUUUGUUGAGUGAAAAUUUGAUUUGUACAAAAGAAAAUCUGUAAUAUUAAGUCAUUUCUGUCAGUAAAAUAAAAUGUGUAAAGACCAAA